AUGCAGAACACAAAACGUGGCAAGGCCGUGCCGACUGACACCCCGGCGUCCAAAUUCUUGUACGCUAUACUCAAACAGUUGGAUCUUAGAUCGGUUGAUUGGAACCUAGUGGCCACUGAUCUCGAAAUCUCCAACGGCCACGCUGCACGGAUGCGAUACUCCCGCUUCAGACAGCAGAUGGAGGGCAAUGUUCCAUCCACCCGGGCUCCCCGUGCUAAGAAAGACAACCCAAAGUCGAACAAG
Messenger RNA from Aspergillus uvarum CBS 121591, 243 nucleotides. RefSeq lists its product as uncharacterized. The transcript has 2 exons. The annotation marks the transcript as partial. NCBI's taxonomy places the organism in Eukaryota, Fungi, Ascomycota, Eurotiomycetes, Eurotiales, Aspergillaceae. The record is from RefSeq and is a predicted model, not a curated record.